Messenger RNA from Hypomesus transpacificus, 558 nucleotides. RefSeq lists its product as uncharacterized. The record is from RefSeq and is a predicted model, not a curated record. The transcript is spliced from 3 exons. The coding region runs from base 200 to 478 and encodes 92 amino acids. NCBI's taxonomy places the organism in Eukaryota, Metazoa, Chordata, Actinopteri, Osmeriformes, Osmeridae.
UUAACGCUUGUUGUAGUUGGCCCAUGUUUGCCCUUUAAGCUAGCUACUAGCAGUUAGUUGUUGCUGUCAGAAGCAUUAGAUUCAGGCCUACAACCAGUUGGCACUUUGGGGACAAAUAAAGAUCUACACCUUCAACUUUAGUUGCAUUAGUUGGGUCAACAAAGCAAUACUAGGUGCUGUGUCUUGCUCCAGAGAAGCCAUGAUAGGGCACAGGGUACCCUUCGCAUCAAUUGCCUUCGCUACAGUGCUUGGAGUUGGUGGUGGAGUCUACAUAUACAAGCCAUUUUUCGAGUCGCAGAUGAAGAACCAGGGACCUGGAAAACUCAAGCAGGAGGUACCAAAUACUCUGAAUCAACCAGAGGCCAGUAUGACCAUACCAGAGAAUCACUCCCCUGACAAAGUGCCUGAGAGUCUCAGCUUGGCAAUAACCACAGGAACUGUGUCUGAGAGCCUGGCACAACCUGUUUCAAAAGAAUAAAAUGUGUUGAUUAAUUGUUUUGUUAUUUUUUUUAACAUGAUUGUCGUCAUAUAUAAAGGUUAAAUAAAAUGCCAAUAAUA